AUGUUGCCUCAGAAGAGGGGACGAAUACCUUCCAGAAUAGCCAUGAACUGUUAUUGGCAAGUCCUGGCCAUUUUCUUACUAUUUCUUCCAAGUGCAUUGUCUCUCCAGCCAGCCCAGCCCAGAGUGUUGCUAGUGUCUUUUGAUGGAUUUCGAUGGGAUUACAUCUAUAAAGUCUCAACUCCCAAUUUUCAUUAUGCCAUGGAGAAUGGUGUUCAUGUCAAACAGGUUGCUAAUGUGUUUAUAACGAAAACGUAUCCUAAUCAUUAUACAAUGGUGACUGGUCUCUUUGCAGAAAGCCAUGGUAUAGUUGCUAAUGAGAUGUACGAUCCUAUUCUGAAUGAAACUUUCUCUCUGAACAAAAUGGAUAUCCAUAACUCCAAGUUCUGGGAAGAAGCCAACCCAAUAUGGGUGACGAACCAGAGGGAAGGACAUAAAACUGGAGCAGCUAUGUGGCCUGGAACAGAUGUGAAAAUUCAUGGAGUCUUUCCUACAUAUUAUAUGCCCUACAAUGAAUCUGUUUCCUUUGAAGAUAGAGUUGCUAGGCUCAUAGACUGGUUUACAUCAGAAGAACCCAUAAACUUUGGUCUCCUAUAUUGGGAACAGCCUGAUGAGAUGGGCCAUAUUCUGGGCCCAGAAAACCCACUUAUGGGACCGAUAAUUAGUGAUAUUGACAAAAAGCUGGGAUACCUUAUUUCUGAACUGAAGAAAGCGAAGCUGUGGGAUGUGAUAAAUGUCAUAGUCACAAGUGAUCAUGGAAUGUCGCAGUCCUCCUCAGAAAGGCUCAUUGAGCUUGAUCAGUAUGUGAACAGAGAGCUCUAUAAAGUCAUUGACCAUUCUCCUGCAGUCGCUAUUUUGCCAAAAGAAGGCAAACUGGAUGAAGUAUAUGAAGCUUUGGCCAAUGCUCAUCCCAACAUGACUGUAUAUAAAAAGGAGCAGAUUCCAGAUAGAUUACAUUACAAACACAACAGUAAAAUUCAGCCAGUCUUAGCAGUGGCUGAUAAAGGAUGGGAAAUUGUAUAUAAUAAGUCUGACGGUUUUCAAUUUGGUAAUCACGGAUAUGACAACAUCUUACCAGAAAUGCAUCCAAUUUUUUUGGCAGUUGGGCCUGCUUUCAGAAAGAAUGCCACCAAAGAAGUCAUGAAUGCUACAGACUUGUACCCCUUAUUGUGCCAUCUACUUGGUAUUAACCCACUGCCAAACAAUGGUUCAUUCAACGCUGUGAAAGAUAUACUUGCUGAAGAAGUUCCUGUAGCCUUUGGAGCAGACACCUAUGCUACUGUUGUAGGAGUCUUUCUGGGCAGCUUUCUUGUCAUGGUUUUUAUUGCAGUUUUUGUUAAGCAUUUUAUCCUUGCCCAAGCAAAUACCAUGCAAGUGCAAUAUACCGAAGCUGCCCAGCCACUGUUGCAAGAUUAGUAACACUUAGUACUAUUUCCUGUUUGAUGCUUAAAAUAAGCUUAUACAAAAAAAAAAUUAAGAGGUGGAUCAGCAUAAAUACG
Gavia stellata (red-throated loon) is the source of this 1496-nucleotide messenger RNA. It is a transcript of the gene ENPP5, whose product is annotated as ectonucleotide pyrophosphatase/phosphodiesterase family member 5. Lineage: Eukaryota; Metazoa; Chordata; Aves; Gaviiformes; Gaviidae. The record is from RefSeq and is a predicted model, not a curated record. The transcript is spliced from 3 exons. The coding region runs from base 1 to 1413 and encodes 470 amino acids.